This is a messenger RNA of Aspergillus uvarum CBS 121591, 821 nucleotides long. RefSeq lists its product as uncharacterized. NCBI's taxonomy places the organism in Eukaryota, Fungi, Ascomycota, Eurotiomycetes, Eurotiales, Aspergillaceae. The record is from RefSeq and is a predicted model, not a curated record. Bases 152 to 679 code for a protein of 175 amino acids. The transcript has a single exon.
AAAGCAUGGCGAGGGAAGGAGAACUUAAAGCAUCGCAUUUCCUGUACAACAGAAAUGCUGAUCAAAGGGGAAAUCUCAACGAUCUGGACUGUGCUAGCUUCAUUUUCCCCAGCUGGAGGAAAUCUGGCCAACGCCACGGCGGAGCGACUGGAUGGUAUCGCGGAGAGUUUCUUGGCAACGCCACUGGGCUCAAAAGAUAACUCCCCUCUCCCUUUGUCCAAGGGAAGGGGGCAAGAUCAGACAGCGUUUGAGCCAUUGUCAGUGGCGAGAAUCUCGGAUAUUCCGACUAGUCUCAAGUAGUCGUAGUCGUCGUCGUCGUUGGCUUCAAUAUUUUCCGCUGGUUGGGAUAUGUCACGCUGCCAAGAUUCAACACCAACUCUCCGGGUGUAUCUGUCAUCGAUUCCUCUUUGACUCGUCCAUGGCGACAUUCCAUGCACAAAACGACGUGCACCGGCAGAUCUGCACCUUGAUCUCCUCCGUGAAAAUACCGUAUGCCUCGGCUAGUUCACCCAAGGAGACUGCAGAGACUUUCCGAUCAUGUAUCAAACCUUUCGCCAAGGGACCGUUCCCACGGACAAAGGACUCCUGUCAGGUCUUGGCCAGUCCGGGGUUGCGGGGUGGGGCAAAACGCGGGGAAAGCUGCCAUCUGCUCUUUCUUGUCGUCUUCCUCUUCGCCUAACUGUCUGUGCUGAACUGAUGCGAACUUUGAUUCCCCCCCCCCCCCGGCUCAUUGAUUGGUUCUCAAGGGGUGGCUCUAAUCUCUCCAGCCGUGAUGACCGGGGGGGAAGUCACAGUUGAAAAGUCCCUGGACACGUGGAACG